AUGGCGACUGCAAAAUGGCGGAUAGGAAACAACAAGCGCAGAGACUGUAGAAUUUCUAUUGGUUAACAUACAUCACGUGGUAAAACUGAGAUGGUAUCAUGGCGGCACUCAUAAGGCAUGGACUUCAAAAACGAGGACAAGAAAUAAACACAUGUAAUAAUAUACGAAAGAUAAUGUCAAGGAACAAAUCUGACAAAUCUGACAAAUCUGGCUACAAACCAUCAUACAAGAUGCCUUAUAACAGGAAAAAGAAGCAGCCCCCAGCUAUACACUUUGAUUCCACUGGACAGUCUAUUGCGGCAAAAGGUUUUCAUCGUCCACAGAAGCAUUAUGAUCCACCAGAAGAUGCUGCAGACAGAAUAAAUUCCAUAUAUAAAUCAAUAACAGGCUUGACCAGUGUUUCAGAAGCGCCCCUAAAUAUUCCAGAAAUGAAGUUCAGGAUCCUGAAUGCCUGUUUUCAAGAAUUUCAGUAUAGUGUUCCAAAUUCCCUUCUUUCUACCAUACAUACUGUAGACGAUGUUCUGGAAUUUUACAAGACUCCUGUUGAGAAAAGAGCUCCACUUGAUGCACUGAAGACCAUGAAAUUACCAGAAAACGUCCACAUUCAGACUGAGUACCAUCGCUUCCAUCCAGAAACAGAUACAAUGUUUGGUGGAAUUAGUGCAUUCCCAAAAAGUUCAACUAUUGUGACUGGUCUAAGAUACAAGAAGAAAUAUAAAGGAUAUGAUGCAAGGACACCAUGGGCCAAGUACUUUUAAGUGUAUGGAAACUGUAGCAUUUACAUUAAAUAUAUUAUUUACCAUAAUUU
Cryptotermes secundus is the source of this 808-nucleotide messenger RNA. RefSeq names its product 39S ribosomal protein L50, mitochondrial (gene mRpL50). Gene Ontology annotation, cellular component: mitochondrion; mitochondrial large ribosomal subunit. The record is from RefSeq and is a predicted model, not a curated record. NCBI's taxonomy places the organism in Eukaryota, Metazoa, Arthropoda, Insecta, Blattodea, Kalotermitidae. Bases 99 to 758 code for a protein of 219 amino acids. The transcript has 5 exons.